Molecule: messenger RNA, 1189 nt
Organism: Hyla sarda
Lineage: Eukaryota; Metazoa; Chordata; Amphibia; Anura; Hylidae
Gene: CFAP107
Product: cilia and flagella associated protein 107
Exons: 3
Coding region: 105-599 (164 amino acids)
Source: RefSeq, a predicted model, not a curated record
GGAGACGGGAUCUCCCACUAUCCCAAAGCUGCUAUGAAAAAGACUUUGUGCAUUUCGUGGACCGUGCGCAGGAUCAGAUACAGAGGAGACAUUUCCUGAAGAGGAUGGAGGGUUUACCAGGACGCCACUUACUGACACAUCACGAAGACCCCGCCUCCAGGCACCUGGUGUCCCACUACGACGACCAUUACAGAAGACGUUCGUCCUUACCGCCGCUGCGGAGCUGGGAUGGGAACCGCCUGCUCUGGGCUCCAGAGAAAUCCGAUUUUCCGUCCACUGAUCCACCGACCAAUUUCGGUCUCCUGCAAGAAAAGCAAAAACUCUGGAGAGCCCAAAACUCUGAAGAGCUAAGGAGCCUCUACACUGCGUCAUACAGGAAGCCCCCAGCCUCCACCUUCAUGACCCCCCACUAUGGUGUGGCCCCCCGGGUCCUGUCCAGUACUAUACAUCGGCCCAAUAAUACCAAAAAUGCUUUAGAGUUCAAAUGCCAAGCGUAUCUUCAGGUCCCGGAGAACCCGACGAGAAGAACCUCACCAUGGAGUCACCAUCCUAAAUGUGGUUACGAUCCACCAACCUCAGAAGAACCUACAACAACCUGACAGUAGAGUCACCAUCCUAAAUGUGGUGACUGUCCACCAACCUCAGAAGAACCUACCACAACCUGACAAUAGUCACCAUCCUAAAUGUGGUCACUGUCCACCGACCUCAGAAAAACCUACAACAACCUGACAGUAGAGUCACCAUCCUAAAUGUGGUUACUAUUCACCCACCUCAGAAGAUCCUACAACAACCUGACAAUAGAGUCACCAUCCUAAAUGUGGUUACGAUCCACUGACCUCAGAAGAACCUACCACAACCUGACAAUAGUCACUAUCCUAAAUGUGGUUACGAUCCACCAACCUCAGAAGAACCUACAACAACCUGACAGUAGAGUCACCAUCCUAAAUGUGGUCACUGUCCACCGAUCUCAGAAGAACCUACAACAACCUGACAAUAGAGUCACCAUCCUAAAUGUGGUCACUGUCCACCGAUCUCAGAAGAACCUACCAGAACCUAACAAUAGAGUCACCAUCCUAAAUGUGGUCACUGUCCACCAACCUCAGAAGAACCUACAACAACCUGACAAUAGUCACCAUCCUAAAUGUGGUUACGAUCCACCAACCUCAGAAGAACCUACAACAACCUGACA